AUGGGCCGUGAUGGUGUCGACAAUGGGUGGAUCACAUUCUCCAAUGUCCGUAUUCCCAGAACUUUCAUGAUGAUGAGGUUUGCCAGAGUCGAUAAGAAUGGAAACGUAACACAACCUCCUUUAGCCCAGCUCGCUUAUGGCGCUUUAAUUGGUGGAAGAGUAUCCAUGGCAGCUGAUUCGUUUCAAGUUGCAAAGAAAUUUAUUACUAUUGCAGUCAGAUAUGGAGCAGCUCGUCGUCAGUUUUCAUCAGAAGACGGACAGCCAGAAACUAAAUUAUUGGACUAUACCUAUCAUCAGCGACGUCUUCUUCCCUUACUGGCUUACACAUACGCUAUGCGUACAGCUGCUGAUGGACUAUACGAUAUGUAUUAUAACGCCACGGAGAAAUUGGCUAAUACCAAUGUUUCUGAUAAACAAGGUUUACAAUCGGCCAUUGAAGACAUUAAGGAGCUGUUUUCAUUAUCGGCUGGACUCAAGGCAUUUUCUACAUGGGGUUGUGGUCAUAUUAUUGAUGAAGCACGUCAGAGUUGUGGUGGCCAUGGCUAUAGUAGUUAUAAUGCGUUUGGUCCUGGCUAUGCUGAUUGGAUAGUCAACACUAUUUGGGAAGGAGAUAAUAACGUCUUGACAUUAUCUGCAGGACGAGCGCUGGUUCAAAGUGGCGUUGCCCUCCGUAAGGGAAAGAGAUUGGGCGGUCCCGUUGAGUACCUGAGUCGUAGUGAGGAAUUGAAAAACGCCGGCUUAGGAUCUAAUCACGAUAGUGCGCUUCGUGACCCUGCUACUAUAAUAAAAUCCUGGGAAUCUAUUUGCUCCCAAGCCAUCAACAGUACAGUGGACAAAUUUUUGGAACUAACUCAGAAGGAAAACCUGAGUUUGACACAGGCAUUUGAACAGCUGUCUCUUCAGCGGUUCCAAAUUGCUCGAAUUCAUACAAGAUUAUAUGUUAUUCGAUCUUUUUUUGAGCGUGUUGAAAAAACGCAAGACGGUCCCUUGAAGAAAGCUGUUUUGGAUGUUGCUCUAUUAUUUGCUUUGUGGUCGAUUGAAAAUGAAAGCGGUAUUUUCCUCAAAUAUAACUUUUUCACUCCGGAUGAUCUCGAUACCAUUACUGAGCUUGUCAAUGAGUACUGUAGGAAGGUUCGUGUGAAUGCAAUUGGUCUUACUGAUGCUUUUAAUUUGAGCGACUAUUAUAUCAACUCUGCAAUUGGAAAUUAUAAUGGCGACUUUUACAAAAGCUACUUUGAAAAGGUUACCAGAAGAAACCCUCCCGAGGAAAUUAGACCGCCCUAUUAUGACUCCCUUAUGAGACCGUUCUUUGACCGAACUAAUGAUGAAGCUUAA
Molecule: messenger RNA, 1335 nt
Organism: Sugiyamaella lignohabitans
Lineage: Eukaryota; Fungi; Ascomycota; Dipodascomycetes; Dipodascales; Trichomonascaceae
Gene: POX1
Product: acyl-CoA oxidase
Exons: 1
Coding region: 1-1335 (444 amino acids)
Biological process (GO): fatty acid beta-oxidation using acyl-CoA oxidase; lipid homeostasis
Cellular component (GO): peroxisome
Molecular function (GO): FAD binding; fatty acid binding; acyl-CoA oxidase activity
Source: RefSeq, a predicted model, not a curated record